UGCAAGAGUAUAAUUAACAUAUAGAUAUACACACAGGAUAUUGAUAAUCGAGGGGCUGAUGGGCAAUUAAUUAAGCUGAUCAAGUACGACAUAUAUGCAUGGCUGAAGCAAGAAAUCUCAUGAUUAGGCUUUAAAAAAGCAAGCAGCAGCACUAUAAAUAUUAUUAUGAUGCAAGGAUUCUGAUUCACUUUUGAAAUUGAGUCUCCAACUCAUGAUCAUCUGUUGCUCCGGGUUUAUCUCCUCCAUCGAUCGAUCGCCGAGACUGAUACUACUUUCUCAACCCAACCCAGAUGAUCAAGAUCAAUUGAUUGCGCGCAGAGUUCCAAGUUGCUGAGAUAUAUUAGACCAUAACUGAAGCCCGGCCACCACCUGCAAAAGGAACAAAAACGCAUCUUGUUUCCUAACACAGGAAAUUCAACCAGAGAUGGGUUUCUGGUCACUUUUUGAGGUGGCGUCCAUGCCAAUCUUGCAAGUCCUCUUGAUCUGUAUAUUGGGAGCGUUCUUAGCAACUGAGUACUUAAAUCUUCUCCCUAUGGACGCCCGGAAAUCCUUGAACAAGAUCGUCUUCAUGGUCUUCACUCCUUCACUUGUAUUUGCGAGUCUGUCCAAGACUGUUACGCUCCAAGACAUCAUUUCAUGGUGGUUUAUGCCAGUAAACAUCGCUCUUACCUUUUUAUUUGGAGGAAUCCUUGGAUGGGUGGUUGUGAAAAUAUUGAAGCCAAAGCCUCAUCUGGAAGGCCUGAUCAUUGCUACAUGUUCGUCAGGAAACCUGGGAAAUCUCCUCCUUAUCAUCGUCCCCGCAAUCUGCAAUGAGGAUGGGACACCAUUUGGAGAACGUAAUAUCUGUAGCUCUGUUGGACUCUCAUACGCAUCUUUCUCCAUGGCGAUUGGUGGUUUCUUCAUCUGGACUUAUACUUACCAGCUGAUAAGAACCUCAUCCAUGAAAUUCAAAGCACUUCAAGCAACUGAGGAGGUCUCAAAGGUACCUAACAAUGAUUUCAAUAGUGAUGGGCAAACUCGCCUUCUCAAGGAAGAAGAUCCAGAACAAGUUGCUAUAAGUGUGUCUUCAAUCAAAUCUGUUGAUGACACAGAGAACGAAGUUAUUGUAGCCCAAGAAUCGGCCAGCAGAUUGGAGAAGAGAAAUGUGUCAUUCUGGAAUAAACUAAUUGGAUUUCUUCAGCAGAUUCAGGAGGAGCUAUUAGCACCGCCAACACUGGCUGCCAUCUUAGGACUCGUAUUUGGAGCAAUUUCAUGGCUGAAAAACUUAAUGGUUGGUGACAAUGCCCCCCUGCGGGUGAUCCAAGACUCCAUCCAAUUACUCGGGGACGGGACUAUUCCCUGUAUCACUCUUAUUCUAGGAGGCAACCUCACUCAAGGCUUACGCUCGUCAAAAGUCAAAUUAUCAAUCAUCACAGGAGUGCUUUUCGUCCGAUAUGUUCUACUUCCAGUAAUCGGCAUUGGGGUUGUUAAAGCAUCUGCCAAUCUUGGCUUUCUCCCUUCAGACCCUUUGUACCACUUUGUGUUACUGGUUCAGUUCACCCUGCCUCCUGCCAUGAAUAUUGGCACUAUGACCCAGUUAUUUGAUGUGGGUCAGGAAGAGUGCUCAGUUCUGUUUCUAUGGACAUACGUGGUUGCAGCAGUUGCUCUCACAGUUUGGUCGACAGUCUACAUGUGGAUCUUGUCUUGAGAAAGCCUGAAUCAACUAUGAAGUUUACUACCGCUUGAAACAAGAAAAAAUAAUGGGAAAGCUCAAUAUGGGUUGAAAAGCCAUUAUAAGUGGUCCAUUAUAUACGUACAUUUCUACAUCGCGUGAUUUUCUCCCUUCUAAAUUCAAUUAUUGAUUUUGUAAGGUAUUUGUGAAAACUUUUUUGAGGUAGAUUUAGGUGCACCCUUUAAAGUUGCGUGCUUUCAUGUUCUCGAUCAACUGGCUAAAUAGACCAAAAGGUCGGCAGACCUUUAGACUGUGUGUGAAUUAUUUUCUGUUACAGAGUUUACUUGGAUUGACCAUCGUCUCUGUAGCAGUCUCCCUCCAUGGAAAUAUAUAUAAUACUCACAGAGCUUGCUUGAGAA
Messenger RNA from Carya illinoinensis, 2070 nucleotides. Its product is annotated as protein PIN-LIKES 7. The record is from RefSeq and is a predicted model, not a curated record. The transcript is spliced from 11 exons. Gene Ontology annotation, biological process: endoplasmic reticulum to cytosol auxin transport. The coding region runs from base 425 to 1687 and encodes 420 amino acids. NCBI's taxonomy places the organism in Eukaryota, Viridiplantae, Streptophyta, Magnoliopsida, Fagales, Juglandaceae. Gene Ontology annotation, cellular component: membrane.